AUGUCCUCCACCAGAGCCUGUAACCUGUCCGUCUCCAUCGCGGUCGCCGUCCUCUUCCUGAUCGCCGGCGCGCGCCACGCCGCCGCGUUCAACUACGCGGACGCCCUCGACAAGGCGGUGCUCUUCUUCGAGGCGCAGCGCUCCGGGAAGCUGCCGCCGGGCCAGCGCGUCGGGUGGCGCGCCGACUCCGCCCUCUCCGACGGAUCUGCCUCCAAUGUGGACCUGGUGGGAGGGUACUACGACGCCGGCGACAACGUCAAGUUCGGCUUGCCCAUGGCCUUCACCGUCACCAUGCUCUCCUGGAGCGUCGUCGAGUUCGUCGGCGACGCCACACCAUCUACCUCUCGCGGCGAAGCCGAGGCGGCCGUGCGCUGGGGCGCCGACUACCUGCUCAAGGCGGCGACCGCGACGCCGGGAGCCCUGUGGGUGCAGGUCGCGGACGCGGGCCGGGACCACGCGUGCUGGGAGCGGCCCGAGGACAUGGACACGCCUCGGGCGGCCUACAAGGUGACGACGCAGAGCCCCGGGUCCGACGUCGCCGGCGAGACCGCCGCGGCGCUUGCAGCGGCCUCCCUCGUGUUCCGCCGCCGCGACCCGGCCUACUCGUCCAGGCUGCUCGCCGCCGCGCGCCAGGUGUUUGAUUUCGCGGACCGGUACAGGGGCUCCUACAGCGACUCGCUCGGCUCCGUGGUGUCCGGUUUCUACCGCUCAUACUCCGGAUACAAUGACGAGCUGCUCUGGGCGGCGGCGUGGCUGCACCUGGCGUCGUCGCCGUCGCCGUCCUCAGAUGGCGAGUACAUGUCGUACAUCCGCGCCAACGGACCCAACCUCGGCGGAGAGCAGGACGACUACACCGUCAGCUGGGACGAUAAGCGCGUCGCCACAAAGGUCCUCCUCUCCAAGGUGUUCUUGCAGAACAGGGUGGACGGCCUGAGCACGUACAAGUCGCACGCCGACCACUACAUCUGCUCCCUCGUCCCGGGCGCCGGCGCCGGCCAGGGGGAGUACACGCCGGGCGGGCUGCUGUUCAAGGACGGCGACAGCAACAUGCAGUACGUGACCUCCACCACCUUCCUCCUCCUCGCCUACGCCAAGUACCUCGGCGCCGCCGCCGGCGCGGCCUCCUGCGGCUCCGGGGCGGUCGCGCCGGCCGCUCUCGUCUCGCUCGCCAAGAAGCAGGUGGACUACAUCCUGGGCGCGAACCCGGCCGGGAUGUCGUACAUGGUGGGGUUCGGGGCGCGGUACCCGCAGCGCGUGCACCACCGCGGCGCGUCCAUGCCGUCGGUGCGCGACCACCCGGGCCGCAUCGGCUGCGACGACGGCUUCCAGUACCUGCACUCGUCGGAGCCGGACCGCAACGUGCUCGUCGGCGCCGUCGUCGGCGGGCCUGACUACAGCGACGCGUACUCCGACAGCCGCGACAACUACGCGCAGGCGGAGCCGUCCACCUACACCAACGCGCCGCUCGUCGGCGCCCUCGCCUUCUUCGCCGGGGCACCAAAUCCAGGACAUGUGCAAAGAUAA
Messenger RNA from Lolium rigidum, 1524 nucleotides. RefSeq names its product endoglucanase 4-like. Bases 1 to 1524 code for a protein of 507 amino acids. Gene Ontology annotation, molecular function: hydrolase activity, hydrolyzing O-glycosyl compounds. The transcript is spliced from 4 exons. NCBI's taxonomy places the organism in Eukaryota, Viridiplantae, Streptophyta, Magnoliopsida, Poales, Poaceae. Gene Ontology annotation, biological process: carbohydrate metabolic process. The record is from RefSeq and is a predicted model, not a curated record.